Molecule: messenger RNA, 1389 nt
Organism: Diutina rugosa
Lineage: Eukaryota; Fungi; Ascomycota; Pichiomycetes; Serinales; Debaryomycetaceae
Exons: 1
Coding region: 1-1389 (462 amino acids)
Molecular function (GO): mannosyltransferase activity
Source: RefSeq, a predicted model, not a curated record
AUGUUCCGUGUCAUGAUGCGGAGGACGCGCUACGUGGCAAUCAUCCUCAUUGUGGCAGCAGUGGUGGUGUUCUCCUUAUGGCGCCCCCCUCACAAAAACACGCUUACGCCGCCGGCUGAUUUCGAGGCUAACCAGGCUAAACAAGGACGCCAGUAUACGUUUAACCUGUUUGGGGGUUCCCUAAAUAUCGGAAAUGCUAUGGAUCGGUGCUCAGAGAUCAGUAUUGGCCACAAUACUACCAUUACUGAUGAGGGUGCCAUAGCGUUCGAUGUGGCGUCGUUUCUCACCAGAUUUGAGUCAGAACUUGAGGAAUGGCAGCUUGCGAUGGCUACUACGGUAUCAGAACAAAUCACAAAGGAUCAAUGGAGUCAUUGGGAGCGUUUUGGUGGUCUGGCCGUCUACUUAAAUGACGACGUUUUGGUGAUGGCUCUGAGGGUGAUAUACUCCAAAACUGGAGACCGACGCCAACCCCAGCUAAGCUUAGUGCUUGUAGAAGCCAUGGAUAAAGCAGGAAACUCAUUGGAAGAGGUCAAUGGUAUCAAAUACCCUUACUUGUUACCGGUACCAUUUACCGUGGAAAAUGACCAGUGUGCGGGACCAGAAGACCCUAGGGUGGUGAAAGCUGAUGAUAAAGUGUUUGUGGUGUUUAACAUGUGGUCUGACGGCCAGAGACGGAUGUAUUUGAUGCCAUUAUCUCCUGACUCCCAACCCGUUGAAUUAAGGCUCCCCGCGGCUGGAAAUGACUCGAAUCGAGCCGAAAAGAACUGGACACCGUUCUACGAUGCUAACCAUCCCAAUACAUUACAAUUCGUUUACCGGUGGGAGCACUUUCAAGUGGUAAGGUGCUCUUUAGGUAGCGGAGAAUGUACCCUUGUUACGGGCUCAGAAGCCGAUUUAUCGCGUCCGAUACUGGCGAUGAGAGGCGGCACUCCCCUUAUCCCUGUAAACGGAGGCUGGUUGGGGUUUGCCCGCGCCCAUUUGCUCGACUGCGGCUGUGGAUGGGAGACCUAUAGGCCCAAUUUGGUGGCUAUAGCGGCCAAUAAUGAUGGAGGAUAUUGCCUAAGCGACGUCAGUGGCUACGUCGACUUUGACGUGGCGAUGACGCUGUGGGAAGGCGAAGGGAACGUGUGUGACAUGAAGGCAAUGAGACCCAAUGCCAUGGUCCCCACGGGGCUAGAUCUUGACGGGGACGGGCAUUUAAGGCUUUGGUAUAGUGUUAACGAUCAGGACGUGGCCUAUUUGACCCUUGAUAAGCUGUUUAUCGGCCAAAUAUCUCCUCAAUGCCGUCUGGAAGAGCUGCACUUGUACUGUGCCCUCGGCGAGUCCUACCAGCGGUGUACCGAUUAUUUCUUCAAGUACGGUGUGGGAGAGUACUCCGAGUAUCAUUGA